Messenger RNA from Emiliania huxleyi CCMP1516, 2037 nucleotides. RefSeq lists its product as hypothetical. Gene Ontology annotation, biological process: mitotic sister chromatid cohesion; synaptonemal complex assembly; replication-born double-strand break repair via sister chromatid exchange. The transcript has 3 exons. Lineage: Eukaryota; Haptophyta; Isochrysidales; Noelaerhabdaceae. Gene Ontology annotation, cellular component: cohesin complex; synaptonemal complex. Gene Ontology annotation, molecular function: chromatin binding; protein binding. The record is from RefSeq and is a predicted model, not a curated record. Bases 1 to 2037 code for a protein of 678 amino acids.
AUGUUUUACGACCCUCACGUGCUCAUCAAGAAGUGCUCGGUGGGCACCUUCUACCGCAUCGGUACCAAGGUCUACGAAAAGGGCCGGGAGGCGAGGGCCGCCGCGUGGGUCAGCAGCAUGGACGCCCCCCGCGCCGAUCGCAAAAAGCUCUCCAAGAAGGAGAAGGCGUGGGCGAGGGAGCACAUCAACCUGAUUUUCACCAUCGAUUACAUCAAGGCACCGAGGGUGCCGCUCGCGCUCCGCCCCUCCGCCAUGCUGCUCCGUGGGGUCGUUGAGCAGCACAAGAUGGACACCAAGAGGCUCCUCGACAAAGUGGCAAAGCUCUGGCACCAGCUGCUCGCCGACUCCGCCUCGUCCACGAGCCGCUACGUCAACCCGACCCGCCUCGCGAACAUCACACGGCCGGACGACGCGUGCGACCUCGACUUCGACCUGCCCGAGCACCUCAAUGGGCGCCCGCUCGGUGACGACGUGUCCGCGGCGGACCAGGCGGACUGGCUGCUCAACGAAGGGGGCCACUUCACGGACCUCGCAGACCCCGCCGCCGAUCCCGCCUUCCCCGCCGGCACGCUAGCCCUCCCCGGCAGCCGCAGCCGCGCCGGCAGUGCAGCGGGGCAGCCGCCAUCGCCUAUUUUCGGCGACGAACCCCCCGCCGUGCCCGCGGAGGGUCACGACGGCGCAGCACUCGGGUUCGAGUUUGAGGAGUACGACGAGGCGGACCCGACUCUCCAGCCGGCCGCCGCGACGGGGGGCGGAGCACUCGGCGGGGCGGAAGAGGAGGCGGUGGCGGGCGACCCCUCCGACGGCGGCCUUAGCGCUCACCAGGCGGCGGAGUUUUUCACGGGCGCACCGCCGCUGAUCGGGCUGGCGGACCAAGGGGAGGUCGACAUUGCUCAGCUCCCCGACCACCCGGGCCCGGCCGAAGCGGCGGGAGCACCGCCGGGCGACGUUGCGGAGGGCGAGGGCGGAGGCGAGGGGACCUCGAGGACCAAGCCCCGCCGGCCGAUGCUCAUCGACCUUCAGAUUAAGCUCGAGAACAAGUCGUCGGGAGCGACGCCUGCAGCGCUUCUGUGCGACCUCGACGCGCCCGUCGAGGAGCGGCUCCGGGGCUCCCGACGCGGCUCGACGCGGUCCGCCCGCCGGCGUGCGCCACGACCGCCGCGGGGACCGGCUGCAAAGCAGGGCCUGGCCGCCGAGUGGCUGCGCCCCGACCUGCGCCACCUUCCGAUUCUGCGCGCCUGCCCGGCGGUGAGGGAGCUCCGCAACCGCCGUGUCCAGGAGGCCCUCUCCCUCCUCUCCCUCUCCGAGCAGAACGCCGCGCAGGGCGAGGGCGGCGCGCGGCAGGACGCGGCUGAGGGCGUGACUCCGAUGGACGUCACGCCGACCGGCCCGGGCACGCCACCGCUGCCCGGAGGCGAGGGCUACGGGGAGGAGGGGGCGGAGGCCGCCGGCGACGUGCCGAUGCUGCCCUCCCCGGAGGAUCCGCGCGCCAGCCAGGGCGGUGCGGCCGAGCAGGGCGCAGCCUUCGACCCGCGCCGCGUGUCGAGCCUCGUGGGCGGGCUCGCGCCGCUCGCCGGCGAGAGCGGCGCCGGCGGGGAGGAGGGCCCUGCGGCACGGCUCCCCUCCAUGUCUUUCGGAGGGUCGCCGCCUCCAAGCUUCGCCGUCGACGCGCUCGGCGACGCGGGCAUGCAGGACGCUGCAGAGGGCGCGCCGGAGCCCUUUGGAGAUGACGAGUUUCCGUACGGGCAGGGCUUCGACCGGCUGCAGCUCGACGAGGGGGAGGACCAGCCGGAGAGCGCUAGCAGGUCCGCGGAGCUGCGCGCCGAGAUCGAGAAUGAGCUGCGCGCGGCUGCGGGAGGGCGCGUCAUCCUCAACGCAUCCCUGCUGCUCCAGCUGACAAACGUCAAGAAGCGGCGCGAUGCGGCGCUUCUGCUCUUUAACGCGCUGUCGCUCGCAUCGGCGUCCCGCGUCGACCUCGAGCAGGCGGAUGCCUACGGCGCCAUCAUCCUGACCCGCGGGCCUAAGUUCGAUGCGUGA